AUGGCUGCUCCUGCACCCCCAGCGCCUCCGGUCGGUCCGGACACCUUGGUGACCGUCAAGGUGCUCUACAAUGAUGCCAACCGCCGCUUCAAGAUUCCACUGAGGGAUCUUGGUGCUCGCGUGUUCCCCCAGAAGCUCCGCCAGCUACUUGCCAUUCCCGACGACGUCGACGUCAGCUUUCACCGCUACUCAGACAGCGCUGCCUCUUACGUUUACCUCGACAGUGAGAAUCCUGCUGUCUACAAACAACUCUACCGUGCUGCCAAGGCCAAGUUGAAGCUUCGUAUUAAGGCGACUGUAAACACUCCACCUCCCGCAAUGCCCGAAGUCCCCGCUGCUCCUGUUGCCCAGGAGGCUCCUGUUCAGAAUGAGCCAUCCCAGCGUUACAGCUACCUGGAAACCGUCCUGAGCCCGCCCCUGCCACCUCCCACUGGAACCGACACCAUGUUGCCCGUGGCCGGUCCCACCUUGAAUCCUCCUCCGGAGGCUGCCCAGACGGUCGAGGAGGUUCCUCCCGUGGAGGCCUCGCCGGCUCAGCCUCGCUACCGUCUUUUUACGCUUGGUCAGGAUAAACCUGCCUAUCCGCUGCUCUUCCCCUCUGCCGACUCCCCUACCGCGGCGUUCUGCAUCGACUGCAACCACUGUGGGCGCUCCAUCCCUGGGGAACACUACCACUGCAGCAUCUGUGAUGACGGAGACUACGAUCUGUGUCCAGCUUGUGUCAAUGCCGGUGUCACCUGCCACGGUGAGGAUCACUGGUUGAUCAAACGCUUGGUCACCAAUGGCGUUGUGACCAACAGCACUACCGAAACCAUCGCCCCUCGUCGGCCCAAGGUUGAGCCAGAACCCCCCAAGGAGAAGGCCAUGGAGGUGGUGCCCGUUUCGACGUCCGGGCCCGUCUCGACUUCUGAGCCUGUCUCAACUUCUGAACCUGUCUCGACUUCCGAGCCCGUGUCUGCCGUGGGCGAGCGCACCUGCAAUGCUUGCUUCCGAGAAUUCGAUGAGACCAAGAUGGUUACUUGCACUGACUGCGAGGAUUAUGAUCUCUGCCUCACGUGUCUGUUGAAGGACGCGCAUGGGCACCAUCCCGCCCAUACCUUCUCUCUGAUCCAUGAUCGCGAGUUCUGCCUGAAGAACCUGGUUCUCGCCCGAUGCCGGCCGGGUCGCCAUCAGCAUCACGCGGCGAUCUGUGAUGGUUGUGACAAGUUCAUUCAGCGUAUUAUCGGCGUCCGCCACAAGUGUUUGGCCUGCCCCGACUGGGACUUUUGCUGGUCCUGCAUUAAGACGGCUCCUGAGACGCACCCGGGCCACCGGUUCGUCCCCAUUUAUGAAGCGAUUGCCGAUCCCAUUCCUCAGCACGAAGUUCAUUAUGGCAUCUUCUGUGAUGGCCCUCUCUGCCGGAACAAGCAGACCUACAUUACGGGCGUCCGGUACAAGUGCGCGGUGUGCCACGACACCGACUUCUGUGCCGCUUGUGAGGCUCUGCCUACCAACCCUCACAACCGCACCCAUCCCUUGAUCAAAUUCAAGACUCCAGUGCGCAACGUGACGGUGAGCACGUUCGGUGACGAUGGAAUUGGCGGACCCACGAUCAGCAUGGGAGAUCGCCCGGCCCCGGCCAUUGCCCAGCCCGCUGUACCCUCUUCAUCCAGCAAUACCAUUGUCGCUGAAGAAGAGCGGGCCGACGCGACCCAGCCAGAUGAGAAGCCGGUGGAAGAAGAGCGUCGUGAACAGAAGGAGGCUGAGCAACAAGAGCAUGUUGUGGAGGAAAACGUUCAGUCUGAGGCAGCAGACAACGAACCCAAUGCCGAUGAUGAACAGACCAAAUCGAGCAUGAUGACGGCUUCAGCGCCGGAGUCCGAAUUCCAGGCGUUCUACAUGCGCGACACCGUCCGAGAUGGGACCAAGCUCCCGCCAAAUUACGUUUUCCAACAGACCUGGACGCUGUACAACCCCGGCCCUCUGGCAUGGCCUGCCGGUAGCAGUGUCCGCUUUGUGGGCGGUGACUCGAUGUUCAACGUGGACACCAAGCACCCGUCCAGCGUGGGCUCGAUCAUGUCGGCUAUGACGAGCAACGAAUUGGCCGCUCCCGUGGCGCCAGGUGAAUCGGCCGAUUUCACCGUCACGCUCAAGACCCCGGAGAGGGAAGGCACGUCCAUCUCGUACUGGCGUCUCAAGCUUCCGGACGGAACUCCCUUUGGACACAAACUCUGGUGUGACGUCCAGGUCUGCGCGGAUACUGGCGCUCCGGAGUCGGAGAUGAAACAGGAGAACGCCACCCGCGAGCCCCCGGAGGUCAAGGAGGAUGCCAAAGAGGAGCCCAAGCCGAGUGAAAGCAACAUGAUCUUCCCGAAGCUGGACAAGGAGUCUCCGGUCUCCAGCACCCAUGAGGCCGUGGGCGAGGAACCUGCCGCGCCCGCGGCGCCGUCAGCCCCGUCGCUGUCCAAUGCUAGCGAGCAAGAUGUCCUCGAGGACGUGGAGAGCCUGACACUCGAGGAUGUGGAUACGGAAGGGGAUGGAUUCCUGACGGACGAGGAGUACGACAUCCUCGAUGCCAGUGACGAGGAAUUCUCCCAUGCCAAGCAGGGGUAA
This is a messenger RNA of Rasamsonia emersonii CBS 393.64, 2592 nucleotides long. Its product is annotated as ZZ type zinc finger domain protein. NCBI's taxonomy places the organism in Eukaryota, Fungi, Ascomycota, Eurotiomycetes, Eurotiales, Trichocomaceae. The coding region runs from base 1 to 2592 and encodes 863 amino acids. The transcript is spliced from 4 exons. The record is from RefSeq and is a predicted model, not a curated record. Gene Ontology annotation, molecular function: zinc ion binding.